Messenger RNA from Manis pentadactyla (Chinese pangolin), 2071 nucleotides. Its product is annotated as leukocyte immunoglobulin-like receptor subfamily A member 6. The coding region runs from base 20 to 1777 and encodes 585 amino acids. The record is from RefSeq and is a predicted model, not a curated record. Gene Ontology annotation, molecular function: inhibitory MHC class I receptor activity. Gene Ontology annotation, biological process: cytokine-mediated signaling pathway. The transcript has 11 exons. NCBI's taxonomy places the organism in Eukaryota, Metazoa, Chordata, Mammalia, Pholidota, Manidae.
ACCCCCUGGGUAGCUGGGGAUGGAGACCUGCAGGUCUGGGCUGAGCCGUUGGGCGCCUGGGAGGUUUGGGGCUGAGCUGGGGACCCGGGGUGGGAGGGCUUGGGACCCAGCCUCUGGUUUCCUUCCAGGGACCCUCCCCAAACCCACCAUCUGGGCUGAGCCAGGCUCUGUGGUCCCCCAGGGGAGCCCUGUGACCAUCUGGUGUCAGGGCACCCUGGGGACCCAGUGGUACCGUCUGAAGAAAGAGGGAAGCUCAGUAAUCUUGGACACACAGAGCCCACUGAGGCCCGGGGACAAGGCCAUGUUCUCCAUCCAAACCAUGAUAGAGCAUUAUGCAGGGACGUAUCGCUGUUCCUAUGACAGUCCCACUGGCUGGUCAGAGCGUAGUGAUCCCCUGGAGCUGGUGGUGACAGGAGCCUACAGGAAACCCAGCCUCUCAGCCCUGCCCAGCCUUGUCGUGACCUCAGGAGGGAACGUCACCCUUCAGUGUCACUCAUGGCAGGGAUUCAAACAGUUCAUUCUGAUGGAGGAUGGAGAACACAAGCCCUCCAGGACCCUGGACGCACAGCGACUCCCUGGUGGGCAGCACCAGGCCCUGUUCCCCGUGGGCCCCGUGACCCCCAGCCACGGGUGGACGUUCAGAUGCUACGGCUAUUUCAGGAAGAGCCCCCAGGUGUGGUCGGAGCCCAGUGACCCCCUGGAGCUCCUGGUCCCAGGUGUGUCCAGGAAGCCCUCCCUCCUGAGCCAGCAGGGCCCUGUCUUGACCCCUGGGCAGAACCUGACCCUCCAGUGUCACUCUGACGUCGGCCAUGACAGGUUCGCUCUGACCCAGGAUGGGGGACGAGGCCUCCCCGAGAGCCUUGUGUGGCAUCCCCAGGCCCACUUCCCCCUGGGCCCUGUGAGACCCUCACACGGGGGCCGGUACAGGUGCUACGGGGGACACAGCCUCUCCUCCGAGUGGUCGGCCCCCAGCGACCCCCUGGACGUCCUGGUGGCAGGACAGCUCCCGGACAGACCCUCCCUCUCGGUGCAGCCGGGCCCCACGGUGGCCUCAGGGGAGAAGGUGACCCUGCUGUGCCAGUUGGGGAGCCCGGGGGACACUUUCCUUCUGUUCAAGGAGGGAGCAGCCCAGCCCCCCCUGCGUCUCAGAUCAAAGAACGGGGCACAGCAGAGCCAGGCCGAAUUCCCCAUGAGCCCUGUGACCCCAGCCCACGGGGGCACCUACAGGUGCUACAGUGCAAACAGCAGCGCCCCCUACGUGCUGUCACACCCCAGUGACCCCCUGGAGCUCCGGGUCUCAGGCCCGAAGUGGCCGGUGCUGGUCCUCGCCGGGGUCUCCGCGGCCUGCGCCCUCCUGCUGGCCGUCCUGCUGCUGCUCCUGCUCCGCCGCCAGCGGCUGCGCAGGCGCAGGAAGCCGGGUGCUGCGGACGCCGAGCCCGGGGACAGAGGCCCGCGGCGCAGCUCCGGCCCCGCUGCUGACGCCCAGGAGACCCUCUAUGCCACCGUGACGGACGCACAGCCGGAAGGGGUGGAGCCGGACCCCCAGCCCUCCUGGCUCCCCGUCCUCUGUCUGACCGGCUGGCUAUCGGACGCGCCCCAGGGCCCGGGAGGGUGCAGCUGCAAAGGAACCACCCCGAGGUCCCUGGGGCCCUGCGUUCCUCCCCGACAGGGCUGCACGGGCUCACCCUUCCCCCGCAUCUGUAGAGCACGCAGGACGAAGACGCCCCGGGGGGCACGUAUGCCCAGGCUGCUGCACCUGACGCCCCCCAGGAGGUGACCUACGCCCAGCUGAACCACCUGACCCUCAGACGGGAGACCCCAGCGUCCCCUCCCUCCCAGGCAGGGCAGCCCCCAGCAGAGCCCAGCGUCUAUGCGGCUCUGGCCACCCGCUAGCCAGGAGGGCCUGACCCGCACGCCAGGGGGAGACUGCCAGCACCCCAAACCUGCCCCCUUGACACUACCUAACGACCCGCCAGCCUGGACUCCUCACGUGGACCCCCAAGAGCUCCUGGGACCCUCUGGGAGCCCCUGAUCCUGCAGCAAGAACAGCCGAUACUUUUAUGUUUGGGAA